Molecule: messenger RNA, 911 nt
Organism: Schizophyllum commune H4-8
Lineage: Eukaryota; Fungi; Basidiomycota; Agaricomycetes; Agaricales; Schizophyllaceae
Exons: 5
Coding region: 100-819 (239 amino acids)
Source: RefSeq, a predicted model, not a curated record
CGUUAGUUGUCUACAGCUUUCAUAAAAGCGCGUCCUGCGCGCCAGAAAUGACCGUUUCCCCCUUCUCUCCCGGCCCUCCAAGCUCGCUACUCGCCGCCAAUGGACCUCUCCUGGUUGAAGGACAAGUCGACGUCCUUCUUCAGCUUCAUACAUGGCUCGAAAUACGACGAACUUCGCGCGUUACCGACCACAGAGCAGAUCAGGGCGACCCACUCGCCUAUACGACCUGCAACUAAGCAGAGUCCGCCACGAAGGUCGACUAUAAGCUGGACACCCGACCCGCCCAUGCACGAGAGGAUCCGUAUAACGAUCGUUGAAGCGAACCACCUGCCUCAACGGACCGAAUCACCUGGCCGAUACAUCCUCGUGUACAGCGCGGACCGCGUGAAGUACGUGAACAGCGAAGGUGAAGACGAUGAGAAGUUUCCCAAUCAGAAAGUGGUUCUGGAGACCACAAUUCGGACGAACGAGGCGCCGAUCUGGUACGAGAGCUGCGAAGUGCCCAAGGGCUCUGACACAGUGAUAGCCUUCACCGCUUGGAAUGUAUCAGCCGAAGGCGAUGUGAGGAUAGCCGAAUCGCACUAUUACACGGUCCAGGAGUUGCUGAACAUGUCCUUGGGCACAACCGUGAGCAUUAAUCUUGAAGUCGGCGGCAAAGGGAAGCACCGAUCCACCUCCCUAUCCAUCAUCGUCGAGGAUAUAAGUCCCAGGCCACGGACUCCACGAUCUCCAGCUGUAGCUGCUGUCGGUCCUUCAGGCGUCAAGUCGUCAGGAGUGGGGUCGUCGGAUGGCGGGCCGAGUAGAAGGGUGUCUAUGUAGUAUGAUCAGUAGAAACGCGCACAUCAUCGUACCUGUAAUCAGUCACGAUCAUGCCAGGUUCACGACGCAAAUGAGCAAAGCUCGAGCGACAA